AUGGCCGAACCUUUUCAGGACUUUGCGGCCGAGCGGCCGAUGCGCAAGAAAUUUGCCAAACCCCCGGUCAAAGUAGCUUGUUUGCCCUGGUGCGCCUUCCUCGAUCUUUUCGUGGCGUCCCCCGCUAAUCUCCUGCUAGUCGCGCUUCGAGAACUCGAUGUGGCGGGCAAGAGCCCUGUUCCAACGUACUGUAUCUCCAAAGGCCGAAAGUGCUCGUACUUGCCCAGCAAACGAGGUGGGCCUCGUAAGAAGAAGCAGAAGGCAUCGCCGUCGCCCGAGGACUCGCCGGAGGACGCCCAGUAUGCCGUUGUGCCCGAGUUUGAAGAGCCGGCUGGCAUGUUCAGCCAGAUCGAUGUGCUCUCUGCACCAGGUGCCGGUUUACGCCAUCUGGAUUUCACAAUGCCUUCCAUGUUCCAGUCCUACUUGGGUGACGAGAACCCGUCUUCGGUUCAGAUGGAACCCGGGCCUUCAUCCUUGAAUACACAGCAGUGCUUCGUGAGAACUUAUGGAAGCGAGGCGGAGAUUCUCAAUGCCUACUACGACUUUAUUCAUUCAUACUUUCCCCUUUUACCGCCACGAACAUCACCUCCGUGUCGAGAUCGCCCACUGCACUGCCCGAUCUCAUGUUCCAACCCGUCCGCGGAACCCUUGAUGAUGUACCGACCUCGUUCGCCUUUGAGUCUCGCGGUGGCCGCUGUGCUAGCGCUGAUUCCGCAUCCCGCUGACACCGAGCCGACAUCCCCAAUGUCCAUCUUACAGCGAAGGACGUACGCGCAUGCGUUUGCGCAGCUGGCUAAUUCCAUCAUCGAGGCGGAAUGCGAUCUUGAGCUGUCAACGACCGAUCCCGGUCAGGCAUUAUCAAACCCGCGACCUCCGAUCAGCCGGGACAGACUUCAUGCUCGGGUUCCAGAGGAUCUGGAGACUCUUCUUGCUUUACUAAUUCUUUCGGUAUACGAGUAUGCUCAGCGAGGCAACCUGCUCAAGAUGAGAUAUCGUGCCGGCCAAGCCUUGGCUCUAGCUCUGGACAAAUCGCUUCAUGCGCACGUGGAGGAGAAUGAAUUCUCCGAAGCCCGACGAAGAGCAUGGUGGAUGACGUACUAUUGCGUUUUACAAGGCUCAAUCGUGAGCACAACUCCGCCCACGAUUGUUAUUAAUGACCCUCAAUUCACAACACCAUACCCACACUUUUCUUCAGAUUCGGAGGGCUGGUCUGUUUUAAUACAAGCUCAGCAAGUUUUGGUAUCAGCAACGCAGUUCAUCGAUGAUCUGAACAAGUCCCUCUCGUCGCAAUCGGGUAUGCAAUACAUGUACGGACGAAUGCAACAGCUCGACUCCUGGACCAACGCCGUGCUCGCGCAGGCAGAAGUUCUCCCCAUCGCCUCGCUUGACACCGACUUUGGCGACCAACACGAAACCAUCACCGCCCUUUGUAUACGUUCAAUUUCCCGCAUCAAAUUGUCCAGUGCACAAAUCAAAAUACACCGCUUUAGAGCAUUUAGCGACAUCCCCCUUUUCAUUAAAAGACACUGCGACCUAACAGCCGCAAACCCAAACCACCCCCCAAUCGACCUCAACAAACUCUCCAUCUCAGGAUCAGGAAUCCACAAUGUCUCCUGUCCAUGCAGUAACCUCAACCCAUUUCAACGCUCCGCCUCCACCGAAUACAUGACCCCAUCCGACUCCUCCACCACCUCGGACACCCACCCCUACAUCCCACAGUACCCCUUCGCAUCCGGAUUCCCAUACAGCUCGCAGCACUCUGCGAAAAUCUGUUUCAACGCUGCAAUCGUCAUUUCCCGCGUGUUCGAAACUCUGCCAUACCCGCACCCGCUUUAUAGCAAUCAGGAGCAGCACCAAAGUCGUCCGCUACCUCGGACUAUGCCUUCAUUUGCAUGCUGUCUAAUGCAGAGUAGUUACGCGAUGUUCAUGAUUUUUUACAAAGCCCGCGUGGCGAAGCAAUUCUCACUCGACUGGGAGAACGAUCUUACGGGCGACUCAAUAGACCGGCUCUUUGGGGAGAUACGUCAGGGACUGCAGCGGAUUAUCGGGGUGCUGUCGAACUACUCGCUUGCUUUUGAGGCGUUGGAUGGGAUGAGAGAUGAAAUCCAAGGUGCAUUUCACGCGGCGUUCCCCGCAUCUGUUUAA
Molecule: messenger RNA, 2145 nt
Organism: Penicillium cinerascens
Lineage: Eukaryota; Fungi; Ascomycota; Eurotiomycetes; Eurotiales; Aspergillaceae
Exons: 9
Coding region: 1-2145 (714 amino acids)
Biological process (GO): DNA-templated transcription
Molecular function (GO): zinc ion binding; DNA binding
Source: RefSeq, a predicted model, not a curated record